Synchiropus splendidus (mandarinfish) is the source of this 3380-nucleotide messenger RNA. RefSeq names its product catenin beta-1-like. Gene Ontology annotation, molecular function: transcription coactivator activity; alpha-catenin binding; cadherin binding. The transcript has 17 exons. Bases 175 to 2481 code for a protein of 768 amino acids. The record is from RefSeq and is a predicted model, not a curated record. Gene Ontology annotation, cellular component: catenin complex; adherens junction. Gene Ontology annotation, biological process: cell adhesion; positive regulation of transcription by RNA polymerase II. Lineage: Eukaryota; Metazoa; Chordata; Actinopteri; Syngnathiformes; Callionymidae.
GCGGAAGCAAUAUCUUCGGCGGCGCAGCAGCGGGUGUGGUUCGGACUUAAACGGGUGCUUCUGCUCUUCCCCCAAUUUUCGGCCGCGUGAAAAGAGAAAAUCCCCGAUAGGAAACACGGAGGAGCCUCUUUACUCUGAUACAUCUGCUGUGCGGACUGAGGGCAGGCAAGAACAAUGGCUACCCAGUCUGAUUUGAUGGAGCUGGACAUGGCAAUGGGUGACAGUAAAGCUGCUGUGAGCCAGUGGCAGCAGCAGUCUUACCUGGAUUCAGGCAUUCAGUCUGGAGUCACCACCACAGCGCCAUCUUUGAGCGGGAAAGGGAAUCCAGAUGUGGAGGAGGACGAUCCAACUUUGUAUGACUGGGAGUUCAACCAACCAUUCACUCCAGAGCCGACAGACAUUGAGGGCUAUGCCAUGACUCGUGCCCAAAGGGUGCGUGCUGCAAUGUUCCCUGAAACUCUGGAGGAAGGCAUCCAGAUCCCCCCAACUCAGCUGGAUACUGCUCACCCCACUGCGGUGCAGCGACUGGCAGAACCUUCUCAGAUGCUUAAGCACGCUGUGGUUAACCUUAUUAACUACCAGGAUGAUGCUGAGCUGGCCACUCGUGCAAUCCCUGAGCUCACCAAGCUUCUCAAUGAUGAGGACCAGGUUGUGGUCAACAAAGCUGCUGUGAUGGUGCAUCAGCUGUCUAAGAAGGAGGCGUCACGACACGCGCUGAUGCGCUCGCCACAAAUGGUUUCUGCCGUUGUUCGUGCCAUGCAGAACACCGUGGAUGUGGAGACCGCCCGGUGCUCUGCUGGUACCCUGCACAAUCUUUCCCUCCACCGUGAAGGGCUCCUCGCAAUCUUCAAGUCUGGUGGCAUUCCUGCCCUCGUCAAAAUGCUGGGCUCCCCUGUUGAUAGCGUGCUGUUCUAUGCCAUCACCACGCUUCACAACCUUUUGCUGCAUCAGGAAGGAGCCAAAAUGGCAGUGCGCCUCGCUGGGGGGCUGCAGAAGAUGGUGGCCCUGCUUUCCAAUACCAACGUCAAGUUUCUGGCCAUCACAACUGACUGCCUCCAAAUUCUUGCUUAUGGGAACCAGGAGAGCAAGCUGAUCAUUCUGGCCAGUGGAGGACCCCAGGCUCUGGUCAACAUCAUGAGGACCUUCACCUAUGAGAAACUGCUCUGGACCACCAGCAGAGUUCUCAAGGUUCUCUCUGUCUGUUCCAGUAACAAACCUGCAAUCGUCGAGGCCGGAGGAAUGCAGGCUCUGGGGCUCCACCUCACUGACCCAAGCCAGCGUCUGGUCCAGAACUGCCUCUGGACUCUGAGAAAUCUUUCAGAUGCUGCUACUAAACAGGAGGGAAUGGAGGGUCUGUUGGGGACACUGGUCCAGUUGUUGGGAAGUGAUGACAUCAAUGUGGUGACAUGUGCUGCCGGAAUUCUCUCCAACUUGACCUGCAACAACUAUAGCAACAAACUCAUGGUCUGCCAGGUUGGGGGUAUUGAGGCACUGGUGCGGACUGUUCUGCGGGCUGGGGACAGAGAGGACAUAACGGAACCUGCCGUGUGUGCACUCCGUCACCUGACUUCCCGGCACCAAGAUGCUGAGAUGGCCCAGAAUGCCGUGCGGCUUCAUUAUGGACUGCCUGUCGUGGUCAAACUUCUUCACCCACCAUCCCACUGGCCACUCAUCAAGGCCACUGUGGGUUUGAUUCGCAACCUGGCUCUGUGUCCGGCCAACCACAGUGCUCUGCGUGAGCAGGGAGCUAUCCCACGCCUGGUGCAGCUGCUGGUCAGGGCUCACCAGGACACCCAGAGGCGCACCAGCAUGGGCGGCAACCAGCAGCAGUUUGUAGAAGGGGUGCGUAUGGAGGAAAUUGUGGAAGGCUGCACUGGAGCUCUGCACAUCCUGGCCCGGGAUGUCCACAACAGAAUUGUCAUCAGAGGACUCAACACCAUUCCACUUUUUGUCCAGUUGCUGUACUCUCCAGUGGAGAACAUCCAGCGUGUGGCUGCCGGCGUUUUGUGUGAACUGGCUCAAGACAAAGAAGCUGCCGAGGCGAUCGAGGCUGAGGGAGCAACCGCACCCCUCACAGAACUUUUGCAUUCCCGUAAUGAGGGAGUUGCGACCUACGCAGCAGCUGUCUUGUUCCGCAUGUCUGAGGACAAACCUCAGGACUAUAAGAAACGUCUGUCGGUGGAGCUCACCAGCUCUUUGUUCAGAACUGAACCAAUGGCCUGGAACGAGACUGGAGACCUGGGACUGGAUAUGGGAGCUCAGGGAGACCCACUGGCCUACAGGCAGGAUGAUGGCGCUUACAGGGCUUAUCCAGCAGCCUACGGCCAGGACCCCUUGUUGGACCCCAUGAUGGAAGGCGCAGACUACCACCCUGACACGCUGCCAGACCUGGGCCACCACACUGACCCAUUGCCAGACCUCGGCCACAGCCAGGACCUAAUGGACAGCAACCAGCUGGCCUGGUUUGACACUGACCUGUAGGAUUGUUGUAUUCCGAGCGAACCUGCGUUGUGAUUGACCUGUAGAGUUGUUGAAGGUUAUUAGAAACUACGGCGUCUAGGAAAGUGCCUGACACAAGAAAAACAAAGAUGGUUGCCACAGGAAUGUUAAAGCAAGUUGUUAAUGGUGUUUGAGCGGUUGAGUUGGCGUUCUGGUGCGUUCAGAGGGAUCACGUGACGAAGGUCUUGGAGCAGGUUUCAUGUAUAGACGAGUGCACACGAGGCGGAUUCUAAGGUUGGACUCACUUUUGUUUUAGCCUUGCCUGUAUUAUCAUUAUCUUUGUUUCUAAUUCUUUUUUUAAUUUUCUUUUUGUAAUACUCAUUCUGUGUUGAAGGUACUGACCCAGCUUGCCUUUGCAAUAGCCAUCUUCAAUUUCUCGUCACAGCUAAACAUAAACAUUUCUUUUUCUUUUUUUUAAAAGCAUAUAUUACACGUAGUGUUUAAGUUAUAGUGAUAUAUUACAAUGUUCCUUUUGGUUAAUGGCCGAAUGUGUAGAACACUAAUAAUCAAAUGAAUCGUACUCGACAACUUAAAGUGUAACAUUGUGUAGUUCAUUUUUUUUAUAAUCUCAAGAAAAAAAAUGGAGACUUAUGACUUAAUAUGUGCUUCUAUGAGCAUAAACUGUCAGUGUCACAAAUGUUUUAAAGGGGUGGGGAAGGAAAGCGGGGGGGAGGGAUAAAGUGUUUUAUAUACAGUCUCACUGGUAGGUUACUAUUUUGUAUGCUAUGGUGGAGAUGAGUUGUGACGCUAUCACUGGUGGUCUCAUAAAACCCAGUUUGAUGUGCUAUCAAUGGUAGCUAGCUUGAUGAACCAGUUGUCGUCCUGCUGUGAUAAAUUUGGAGGUUGUGACACGGCUGAUCAAUAAAAUAAAUUUUAUUUCA